AAAAAAGUUGCAAAUGUCAAUGUAAUGAUGGGAAAUGGUAUCGGAUCACGUGACUACAUUAAAGUCACGGUAGUAAAGAUCAGUGACCACGCGUUUCAAGUUUCCAUCGUGGCUUACUGCAUUGUCAAAAAUUAGAAUAAUUUUAUUCUAAUUAAAAUAUCAGUUCAAAGUUUAUUGAACACGUUUGUUACGAUUAGAAAUAAGAAAUGUAACAUUUCUUUUCUGUGUGUUGUAUGCAUACUGAUGCAUACGCAUACAUAUAUUGUUUGUCAGUCUAAUCAAGGGUCCAGUUUCUCUCGCACUAUACAAGUAUCAUUAUAUUAAAUAUUUAUCAAUGGAAUUAUACCACACUUACGUGUAUCACUGUUUUUGCUUAUGAAGCAAAAGUAUUUUGUCUGAAUGCAUCUUAACCUAUUGAACACAACGAAAAUUGUGCGAACAUAAAAGUUGAAGAAAGGACCAUUCUUUACAAUGGAUAAUCAAUUUGAUUGAAAAAUUUAAGGUCAGAAUUUGUUUUUCAUCGUUAUCAAUGAAGGAGCAAAUUUCAUGAUGUAAUGGUUAUCUAAGACAAUUUUAUAAGAAGAAUUACUAUAAUGCAAUAAGAAUGUCAAAGUUAAUUGUUAUGCUUAUAAAUAUCAGUGAUAUAUGUUCAUCACAUUAUUCAAAAGCAAUGAGAAAAUAUGCAUAAAUACAAGUUUAUAGACAUCCUGUAUGCAAAUCUGAUUUUUUGUUGGUUUGCCCUUAGUAGAGAAACAUUUAAUGUAUUAAUAAGAUUAAGAAAGGGGCACCAAUCAUGAAGAAUCCUGCAUCUCAACAUAUAAAUGGAAAUAAUCAUCCUAUUACAUCGCAGAAUGUUUCUCCCUGUAUUGUAUCUCAUUGUGGCAAUAUGUCAAACAAUUACCAAGUACUGAAAGUAGCUGGACGCGAUUCCAAUUGUUAUGUUGCAAAUAAUAUUGUUCCAAAGAUUGGUAAACAACAGUUGGUGUCAUUGAAUGGAAAUUCUAUAUCUUGUAACAGUGUGAAUGUUAAUGAAGCUUUAGCAUGCGAUGUGGCUUCUGUGCCUGUUGUUAAAACAAAAGCAUUAUGUGUCCAUAUACGAGAAAAUAAAUGGUAUGAUGCUGGUAAUAUAGUAUCUGUAGGAGUUGCAGGAACUAGUUUGAGUCAUGCAUUGGAGAGCAUGUCUCUAGCUUACAAUCCUACUACAAAACAAAUAUAUUCUUUGGAAGAAUCUAAUGAACCACAACUUGAUUAUAAAUCACAGUAUUUGGAUUCUCCAUGUGAUUAUAAGGAAGAAUCAUUGAAUGAAAAUUUUAAAGUUGAAGAAGAUAAAUAUAACAAAUUGGAAUGUGGUAGUGCAAGUAGUAGUCCUAGAAACAGUUUACCACGAUCUUGUAGCAGUACUGUGUCUUCCCUUAGUGAAGUGUCUCCUUCUGGCAGUUUUCUGAGUUCUGAUGAUCAGCAAACUGGUGAAAAGGCUGAAAAGUCUAAGCGUUGGGGAUUGAAUACGCUCUUCUCAAAAAAUGUUUUCUUAUGGAAAAACAAAGAUUCUCAACAAUCCACACCUACAAGUAGUCCAUCAAGAAAUAUAGAUAAAGUAGGAGGAAGUUUAGCCUUAAUUCAACAGCCUAGACCAGCAAAUCUACCAGCUAAGAAUGCAACAGAGGAAGAACGUCAUCGUAAGCAAUAUAAUGCUAUUUUAGAAGCCAUAAGAAAGAGGGAAUUAAGAGAAGAGAAAGAGCGUAAACACCAAAGAGAAUUACAGCUUAAAGAAGAAGAAAGAUUAGCAGAAGACUCUAAUACUUGGAAUGUACAUAUUCUUCCUAAAUUCGAAAGUGUUAAAAAUUCCAAGAAAGUACGCGAAUUAUGGUGGCGUGGUCUUCCACCGAGUAUUCGUGGCAAAGUAUGGAAAUUAGCUAUUCCAAAUAAUUUAAAUAUAACAGCACACCUUUAUAACAUAUGUUUAGACAGAGCAAUGUCGAAUUCUAUAAGCGAACCAUUAGCUGCAAUCAAAUUAGACGUGUCUCGUACGUUUCCCAGCUUAUGUGUCUUUCAAGAAGGUGGACCACUAUCUCAUAGUCUUCAAGGUAUUUUGGCAGCCUAUGCAGUUUAUAGACCUGAUGUAGGUUACGUGCAAGGUAUGAGUUUUAUAGGUGCUGUAUUAUCAUUAAACAUGGAACCUCCAGAUGCCUUUACUUGCUUUGCUAAUUUAUUAAAUCAUCCUUGCCACAGAGCUGCUUUCACACUGGAUCAAAAGCAAAUGGAUAUUUACUACAAGGUGUAUUCUAGUGCACUUGCACAUAAAUUGCCAAAAAUUUUUUCUCAUUUUACAGUAGCUGGUCUUAGCCCAGAUUUAUAUUUGUUGGAUUGGCUAUAUACUGUAUAUGCCAAAGCGAUGCCUCUGGAUGUUGCAUGUAGAAUCUGGGAUGUUUUUCUCAGAGAUGGGGAUGAGUUCCUCUUCAGAACAGCACUUGGUGUAUUACACUUGUAUCAAGAAGAAUUAUUAAAGAUGGAUUUUGUACAUGGAGCACAGUUUCUUACUAGGUUGCCAGAAAAUUUGCAGGCAGAUGCUUUAUUCAACAGUAUUAGUCAAAUGUCUACUACUGUUGGAACAACAACGUUCCAACAAAUGUUAGCUCAAUUUUCUUCAUUGUAAUUUUACGAAUUAUAGUGAAGAAUAUGCAAAUGUAGUCAUAUUUAGAAAAAAAAAAAGAAUCUCAAAUACUAUUUUUCGUAUUGUGAUCGAUAAAAGAUAUUUUUAUGCUAAAAAUUUUAAUAUUAUUUAGAAAUGUUUGAAACAAUAAAAAUCAUGCAUGAAUUUCGCAUAUUUUAAGAAUAAAUCAUUACAUUCUUCAAAUUGAUACUGAAAGUCUUUCCUCGUGAAAAUUGAUUUAUAACAUAUUUAACGUUUAACAUACUAAAAAUGAAAAAUGUAAGAGCUUCCUGUAAAAUUGUAAGCAUAUUUUAAUCAGUUAAUUGUGCGAAAGUUGAAAAUAAUAAAAUAUUUUGAUUUUGAGGUCACACAACAUUAAAUUUACAUAUAUUUUAUUGUUUCUUUACAAAUACAGCUACACCACUUAAUCUUGAAACCCUGCCAGGGUUCAAGAUUAAGCAGUCAAGUUGUAUAUUCCAAUAUAUAUAUUAUUACACUAUAAUUAGUGUACUUUCAAGUAUCUUUCACAUGAUAGAUCUUUACUGUAAUGAACAUUUUGAGAAAUACUCAGAUAUGUGCUCAGAUUAUUAUGUCCAACUAAAAUAUAAUGUACUUUUAUUCUAUCACAAAUAAACGGAAAAUUAUAUCGUCUUGGAAAGCUUCGAUAUUAAUAAUAAAUACAUUAAUAAAUAUAAUACCAAUAUAAAAUUAUGUGCCACAAUAUACACAUUAUAUCUGUAUCAGAGUGCAGCAAAUUUCGAAACUCAAAUAUAGCUGAUGAAAAACAAAUAAUUUAAAUAUAUUAUUUAAUACAUAAUAUUAUCAAUGCACUUUCUAAGCUUUAAUAGUACUGAAUAUGAAACAAACAAAAAAAUAUCUGUCAUAUAUGAAAUAAAGGAUUUAACUCUACUAUACUUUGAUAAUAAAAAAGUAAAUUAAACGAACAACAUCUAAGGAACAAAGCUAAUUUUGAAUAAUACAAGCUACAUUGUAAAUGAAAAAAUAUCUCGAAAUAUAUACAAAUAAUAUAAAAUUAUACCAAGACCUUAUCUACCUAUAAAUAACUGCUUGAAAGCUAAUUAAAAUAUAGUUGUUUUGUGCAUUAAUGCGAACAAGCAAAAUUUUUCUUGGCACAUAAUAUUAUGUUGUAUCUUAUUUACGAUAAAUAUGAUUUAGAAAUAUUAGGUUGUAAAUAUGAAAAAGAAAAAUAAAUCCAAUGUCCUGUACUUUAAGUGACCUUUGCAACAAAGAAAAGAAAAUAUAUUCAAAUUUAAGAACAACUUACUAUUGAGAAUAAUUUAGCUAUUGUAAGCUUAUUGUAUGUGCUUGUUGAGUGGCAUUUCGUUUAUUAAGAAUCAGUGUUCAUGUUUAAUAAUUUUAUACUUGCAUUAUUUGAAAUAUUAAAAUAGCAUGCAAAGUACAAUAUAUAUACAUAUACAUAUAUAUAAAAAGAUGUGUAUAUGUAUAGUGUUAAAUGAAUAAUUAAAUUGUAAUGAAUAGCUAUUUCUAAAUACAAGCACAUCGCAAUAACUUUGCUUAUAGCAUGGCUUAAUGUUACAUACACACACACUAAUUAUCUAAAAAAAAAAAUGUUUAAUUACAUCUAAAUAGACGUGUUGUAAAGUAUAAUAGGAGCUGAUUUCAUAAUAUGAAAUGAAAUGUUAUAAGAAUGCAUAAUUCUAUUAAGUUACUCCUCUUUGCUUUUAACAGAGCGAUUGCAGCGAAUAGUUACACGGGAUUAUUAUAUGUUUAAUUAUAACAAAGUAUAUGUGUUUAAAACACUGUAAACGUGCAAAUAUUAUAGUUGGUAAUUUGUGUAUACCGUGAAUGUAAAGUAUAUAUCAUUCGAACACUUUACUUUUUAAAGAAUAGUGGAAUCAUUAAACUCGGAAUCUCACGAGGAUCCGUGAUAUCCUAAUUUUUAAUUGACAAUACUCUCAUUCCAUCCACUAUUCGAAUUAAUUAACUACUCGACUAUUUAGCGAUUGUUAAUACCUACAAUACUGAAUGUAAAUACGAGCACGUACUCGCAAAUGAGAAAUUUAAACAAAAAAAAAAAAAGAAAAAGAAAAAAAGGAACGAUAUAUAUGUAUAUUUAAAUGAUUCAAAUCACAUUGCAAUGAUCUGCUUUUCGUGUGUACGUAUAAGAUCAAGUGGGCACAGGUGCGGCACGUAAUAAUGAAUUUUUAUAUCAAUAAAGUGUGCUGCUAAAAUGAACUUUUUUACAUUUUAAUCGGUCACCGUAGAGAAAAUGAUUAUUUCAAAAUUCUAUAAAAAAAAGUCGUACGUAGACGUGUAAUUUCUAUUUCUACGCUCAUUCGAUGACAACGUGCCAACCGUUUAAUGGUUGUACCAAUUAAAGGCAGAAGUAUCUCCGCGUACAUUUUACAGUACGACGCGACCUUUUUUUCUUUUAAUUAACGUAAUAGUUUUAAGCGAGUAUUAGAUUGUAUUUCGUUAGCAAUCCCAAACUGAUUUAGUAUAGUUUCUGCCUGUAACUAUAAUUGUAGGGAUAAUUAAUUGAAUCCGCACAAACACAAAUCGUACGUAUGCGUAUCGUGUGUGUAAAUGUGUUUGGAAAUUUUGCGAGAUAUAUUUAGAUACGUGUAGGCGUAUCUGCAAUCUGUAUAUACGAGAUUUUGAUUUUAAAAAAUCACGUUUUUAAUAUUUUACAUUCUGAAUAAUUAAUUUAUCGCUGUUGAGAGUCGGCUAAAAAUCGAGGUAGCACAUUUUCUUUUUAUUCUUGUUAAAAUUAAUCAUCAAAUAAAUAUUUACGAUAAGUUGAUUUAUCGCAAAACGAUUUUACUAUUUAUUGUAUAAUUUCAUCUGCAUCAGAUGUUCCCGGUUAUACCUACACGUAUCUUAGGGGAUUAAUUCUCGAGUGGAAAAUUAAGACUAAAAUGUUUGUCAGGUACCGAAUGACAAACGAAUCUUCUAACAAGUGCAAAAUUGAAUAUAUGAUAAUGUAUGAACAUUGCAUGAUCUAUGUAACACUUCUGUGUUCCUUGUCGUUAGUGCCUCUCGAUAGAGGAACUCAUGGUAUAUUUUUUACGCGUUUUAUCAUGUACAUUUACAUUAAGUGUAAUAUUCUGAUACAUAUAUUUUGUAAGGAAUCGAGCCCAGUAUUUAUUUUGUGAAAUCGUGCAGAUCGGUGAAAGAUAUAAAACCUUAUGAGGUAUCUGGUGCUUAAAAAGACGGGGGAGGGUUGUCACGAAAUUUUUACACGUAAGACUAUGAUAAUAAAUUUUGCGAAACAUUUGCGGGAAUUUUGAGCUGCUGUCGGCAACGAGAAAGUGUUAAACGCGUAUUUAAAAAAAAAAAAAGGAGACGAAACAAUUUUCGCGAUCAAUUUUACUUGAAAUUUUCAUACUCAUAUCUCUACUCGAACAUACUUAUAGUAAUAAAUAAUAUGAAGAAUAUUUUGUAUAUAAGAAUGUGCUCGCUUCGAAGUUUAAAGGGUCGAAUGUAAAACCUCAACUCUAUUUAUCGCGAUGAUGUAACAACAAUUUUUAUAUCAUGUAAUGGGACGACAAUGAAAUUAUGUAAACGUGCGUGUAUGUUAUACUUUAAACGAUGCCAGCGACAUAUCUUAAUGGAUCAUUUUUGUUCGCAUACGAAUAAAACUACAUCUCAGAAUA
Messenger RNA from Osmia bicornis bicornis, 6288 nucleotides. RefSeq names its product TBC1 domain family member 14-like. The transcript has a single exon. Bases 794 to 2653 code for a protein of 619 amino acids. NCBI's taxonomy places the organism in Eukaryota, Metazoa, Arthropoda, Insecta, Hymenoptera, Megachilidae. The record is from RefSeq and is a predicted model, not a curated record.